Diuraphis noxia (Russian wheat aphid) is the source of this 1489-nucleotide messenger RNA. RefSeq lists its product as uncharacterized. The record is from RefSeq and is a predicted model, not a curated record. Lineage: Eukaryota; Metazoa; Arthropoda; Insecta; Hemiptera; Aphididae.
UGUUGUUGUUACUUGUUGUUUGUAUAAGUGUUAUAACGUUAUAACACUUAUAACGUUAUAAGUGUUUGUAGUGUUUGUACUAUUGUACUUUUCUGUCUGUCAGAACCUCAGAACUCAGAAUAUUUUCAGUCCUUCAGACUUGCCUUGAAACUUGUUGAUUAGUUGAAUUGGUUUAACGACGUUAUUCGUGGGACAUUUUACGUUCUCCACACGUCGUCGAAUAUCAAUUUUCAUCAUUUAACAUAAUUUUUCAUCGCGAAUAGUUAAUUGUUAUAUUCAACACUUCAACAGSAAGGUCUCAUCGUUUUACCAAUUUAAUUAUUGUUGAAUGCUUUGCGCGACCAUUUCGAGUUUUUGUUUACUGUACGCCUAAGCAUUUACUGUACGUUUUGAGCCCACGGCUACAUUGACGGACAUCGAAGAUAUGUACGAAUUACCUAGCAUGUUGAAAACGGCGUACUUCGCUUGCAACCAGAUAGAGCGUAACAAGUACGACUUGCUGCAGGUGCCUAAAGUCGAUUUGCGAAACUGUUGUGAGUUGCUGUUCGAAAUGUUGGAACUCGACAAAAACUUAAACCCUGGCAACGAUAGGCAGACCAUGUUCAGUAGGUCGCGAUUCCCCGACAAUGAAAAUCUGAAGUUUAAAACAAUAUGCGAUAAGGCAGCGUUGAAUGGUCACAUCGAUUGUCUGAAACUCGCUCACGAGAUAGGCGUACCUUUGGAYCAGUGGACGUGUUUUAGCGCUGCGUCAAGUGGACAUUUGGGCUGUUUAGUAUACGCCCGGGAAAAGGGCUGCCCGUGGAACGAAGACGUGUGCAGCACCGCUGCAUUGAACGGACACAAGGACUGUCUGGUUUAUGCCGUGGAAAACGGCUGUCCGUGGAAUAAGAAAACAUGCAGCAACGCCGCUUUAAAUGGGCACAUAGACUGUCUGGUAUAUGCUCGGGAAAACGGAUGCUUGUGGAGUUUGGAAACAUGCAGCAAUGCUGCGUUAAAUGGGCACAUGAAUUGCUUGGUGUAUGCACGAGAAAAUGGUUGCUGGUGGGACAAGAAGACUUGCAGCAAUGCUGCCUUGAACGGUCACUUGAACUGUUUGGUUUACGCACGAGAAAAUCAUUGUUCGUGGAACAUAGACACAUACAGCAGCGCUGUGUCAAAUGGCCAUGUAGACUGCAUAAAUUAUGUAAAGAAGAAUGAGUGUCCAAUAKAUAACGCAGAUGAUUACGAUUUUAGUCCUUCUAAUAUUCGAUUUUAGUUACAUAUAUUUUCAUUAUGCUUUGUUGUACAACCUCUCAAUGUACCUUGAGUGUGUUUKAAAAUUGAUGCCAUAUGGGUGACCCAGAUCUUAACAUCUCAAAGAAUAUUUUAUCGCUAAAGUUUUAUUAAUAUGAAAUAUUGACUUUUUAUCAUACUUUUAUGUUACGAGUUCUUUGCAUCGGCUACACUUCAGUUUAUUUUGUAUUCUGUUAUGGAACUCUAUACAGAUACA